Liolophura sinensis is the source of this 1577-nucleotide messenger RNA. RefSeq names its product histone acetyltransferase type B catalytic subunit-like. Gene Ontology annotation, molecular function: histone acetyltransferase activity; histone binding. Lineage: Eukaryota; Metazoa; Mollusca; Polyplacophora; Chitonida; Chitonidae. Bases 33 to 1259 code for a protein of 408 amino acids. The record is from RefSeq and is a predicted model, not a curated record. Gene Ontology annotation, biological process: subtelomeric heterochromatin formation. Gene Ontology annotation, cellular component: nucleus. The transcript has 11 exons.
CCAUUCGUCGUGAGCUGUCAUUUUUACUGGGAAUGGGUGGUUCCAUCAUCAAGAAUGAGCUGGAAGCAUAUAAGUGCUGUGCAAAUGAAGCUAUUGAGUUCAAGCUUGUGAGACAGGAAUCAGACAUUGAAGAUGAGAACACAAGUUUUAAACCUGAUAUGACCCACCAAUUGUUUGGUAACAAUGAAAGCAUUUUUGGUUUUAAAGAUCUGAAGGUGCAGAUGUUCUACAGUGCAGCCAAACUUGAAACAUAUAUCAUGUUGAAGUACUCUGAGAAAGUAUCGCCUGACACAACUGAUGGUGUUAUGCCUGAUGAUGUUGUCAAAGUUUUAGCCAGCAAAAUGCCAUCAGAUUUUACUUCCAAUCUGGAUGAUUUUCUCUCCAAACUCCCCAAAGAAGCAAACUUCAAACCACAUGGACAACUGCUGCAUUCAUAUGACAUCACAAAAGGUGGUGAGAACAGAGUAUUUGAAAUAUACAAGGCAGAAAUCAGUACACCUGGGUUUUUGGAGUAUCAUGAAAGGCUGCAGACAUUCGUCUUGUUUUACAUUGAUGCUGCUUCCUACAUAGAUGUCGACGAUGAUAGGUGGAAGUUUUAUGUCCUAUAUGAAAAGUACUUGACGAAUGGUAACCCCAUGUAUGCUGUAGCAGGCUACAUGACAGUUUACGAAUAUUAUGCAUAUCCAGCCAAAAUCCGACCAAGAAUAAGUCAGGUGCUGAUCCUCCCUCCGUUCCAACGACAAAGUCAUGGGGCUGAGCUAAUACAGACUUUCUACAAUGAGUGCUACCAGAGGAAAGAAGUGUUGGACAUCACAGUGGAAGAUCCCUCAGAAAACUUCCAGAGGCUCAGGGAUUUUGUGGAUGUGAAAAAUUGUUUGAAAUUACAAAGUUUUCAAAAAGAGUCAGUGCAGAGAGGAUUCUGUGAUGGCAUGGCAAAAGAAGCUCAAGAAAAAUUAAAAUUAACAAAGAGACAAGCCAGACGGGUGUAUGAAAUCUUGCGACUCAAAGCAACAGAUACAAGUAAUAAGGAAGAAUACAAAAAAUACAGACUUGAUGUUAAAAAGAGGCUGAAUGCUCCAUUUCAGAAAAAUGGCCGAGAUUUUCAGAAGUUAAACAAUGCUCUACAGCCAGACGAGCUCACAGCCACAGUAAAUAGCCUAACAAGGGAACAAAGACUGGGUUACCUUGAAAACACCUUUAAUGAUCAUAUAGACAUGUACAGGCAUGUGCUGGAGAGAAUAGCAGCCACAAGCAUAUAGAGGGGCAGGGAUGGAUGCUCUAGUGGAUCAGACUCGAAAUCUUGUGUUACUAUUGUAGAGAUUCAGCUGAAAGUGCAUGAACCACCAUGUCAGGGAUUCUCCAUCUGUGUAGAGACUGAACUAUGAUAAAUGACCAUGUCAGUGAUUUUCCAGAUAUUUGCGCCAUCUUCAUAACUACAGACUGACUUCAUGUUUUCUAUGAUAUGAGAAAGUGCUGAUCAGUCAGUGCUUCUGUUUCAGCAUUGACAAUGUACAUGUAAUUGUGCUACAGUUGAAAUGUACAUGCAUAUUUAUUAUAAAAUAAACAGUGUUUCAAAA